AUGAUUCCAACCACGAUGGAUAAUCCGGUCGAGCACUUUGGACUCUCCAAAGAGCAAAAGGAGCAGCUGGAACUCCUUUCUAAAUUCCAUAGAGAAAAUCUUCUCUCCGAUGAUGAUUAUGAAAAGCAAAAACAGAGUAUUAUUGACGGAACAUUCAAGCUAGAUGAAGAUGAGCCUAUUCAUGAUGCUGGUGAUCAUUUAUCGAGCAGUGAUGAAGAAGAUAACAAGGAACAAAAGCCAACUCCAAGCUCUUCUGAGCAAGAACAAAAUCAUCAUCAAAACGGAAAUGGAGUCCCUGUCUCUAGUGAGCCACAAACAACAGCACCUUCGGAAACAAUUACUACAAACAACGUUGAAACGGUUCCAAUACAUGGCACCGUAGAAUCAACAACAACAGUACCUCCAACAACAGACACAGAGAAGAAUGGAGCUACACCAUCUACUGCCUCAGUCAGCAGUGUUGUGGGUAAUGAAAGCCAAACAGUGGUUGCUGCAGUAGUGAAUGUUGAAGUAGAACAAAAAGAUUUUACAAAUGGAACAAUUGGAGUGGUGAGCAAGAGUUUAGAUUUAGAUAUUCUUGAUACCAAACCAGUUGAAAUUUCUAUGAAAUAUUUGGAAAAUUACGGGUUUGAGGUUGGAGAAGAUGAAGAAAUGACUAAACUGUUGAAGCCUCUUUUCGAAAAACAACGAGAUUUCAAUGACAAGAAAAUUAAUAGACAGAGAAAUAGGUGGAAGGAAUUUAUCAAAAAACACAACAUCGGGCCAAACGGUUUUACAACAUUGGAAGAAUAUGAGCAACAGCGUAUUUUCCACUUUAUUGAAGAAUCAAAUGAAUUUAAAAAGCUUGUUAGAAAAGGUAUUCCAAUGGAGUACAGGGCUGUGAUGUGGUACAUCAUCAGUGGAGCUAACUAUCAAUUCCUUACACAUAAGGACGUGUUUGACAAGUUGAAGGAAAAAGCACAAUCCAUCCCAGUAGAAGAAAGAGAAAAAGACAAGAAUUUUUCAUGUAUUUGCAAAGACGUAGACAGAACAUUCCCUACACAUCCUUUCUAUAAGGACCCACACAACCAAAUUGCCUUAAGAAAUGUUCUAUAUCUCUACUCACUACACAAUCCAAAAGUUGGAUAUUGUCAAGCAAUGAAUUUCCUCGCAGGUAUCAUGCUUGUCGUCGGUAUGAAUGUUCAACAAGCAUUCUUCACACUCGAUAGAAUUAUUGAUCGCUACUUGCCUCCAGAUUUAUAUGAUAGCAAGAUGCAAGGAGUCUAUUCUGAAUCAUUCGUAUUACAGAAAUUAUGCUUGGAUCGUAUUCCCAAGUUGGCGCAACAUCUUCUAGCUCAAGAUCCAAACUUUUUCAUUUUGCUGUCACCCAACUGGUUCCUUUGUAUCUUUUUAAAUACCUUCCCAAUUGAAACCUCUCUCAGAAUUUGGGAUUGUUUCCUUCAUGAAAACUACAAGAUCCUGUAUCGUAUUGCCAUUGCUUACUUGAGCCUUAUUGAAAAAGAUUUAAUGAAGAGUAACGACUUCCAGGCAAUUUACACAGCAACCAAAGACCAUGCGCUCAAGAUGUUCGAUUGUCGCCAUUUAAUCAAGAAAAGCUUUGGUAUCAGAAACUUCUCAAAGAAGAAGAUUUUAGAGUAUAGAGAAAUGUAUAGAAAUCAACAGAAAACCGAAGAGCAAUAA
Molecule: messenger RNA, 1680 nt
Organism: Naegleria lovaniensis
Lineage: Eukaryota; Heterolobosea; Eutetramitea; Acrasida; Naegleriidae
Exons: 4
Coding region: 1-1680 (559 amino acids)
Source: RefSeq, a predicted model, not a curated record